Molecule: messenger RNA, 2594 nt
Organism: Oppiella nova
Lineage: Eukaryota; Metazoa; Arthropoda; Arachnida; Sarcoptiformes; Oppiidae
Source: the annotation of a GenBank genome assembly
AUUGAAUCCAAUUAUAUAUGUUUUAUUAGAAAUUCUAUAGUAAUAUAUAGUGACAGAAAAAAGUGUAAAAUAUGCUAUCAUUAUCGGAAGUGGUGUUUGCGAUCAUAAACUUUUAUCUCAUAAUUGUCUGCGUCUGCUGUCACCCAACACCAGGUCUGCUAUGCUAUGGACCACUUCCUGGCGUUCAAUACAAAUACAGUUACAAAAGUGAAACCAUUAUGAAUAACAACGACUAUAGAGAGCCGACUGGUUUUGGGGUCGACUCCCAAAUCACUGUCGAGAAUAUAUGGCAGGACUCGAGUGGGUAUCUCUUAUCAGUGGUCAUCGAUUCGUGUCAAUUCAAGUCCAGAACUGGCGCUAAGUUUGCCGAUGGGAACCAAAUUAAGGACUGGAAUCACCCACUCUUCGCCUACAUUGACAGCACCGGUGAUGUCAAGCAAGUAGUUAUCCAUCAGUCGGAAGUGAUCACUGCUUCCAACCUUAAGAAGUCAUUGUUAGAGCACUUGAGGAGUAAAGCACCGGAAAAAACAUCUUAUGAAUGGAUUAGAGAUGGGCUCACAAUCAGUAAGAAGUCAUUGAAUACAAACACGGACUACAAGUCCAUUCUGUCGCCCGACGUGUCGGACGAGUGGCAGACGUCGGCGCAGUUGGCCAGCGAUCACCCGAUCGUCGAGAGCGCCAACGGCUGGCAAAACGUGACCCUCCAGUCCAGGAUCUACUCGUUCGCUCAUUCAAAGCUUUACAAUAGUUUUACUCUAAAGUUAUUAUCGGAAGCAAAGUCUUCGAGAGAAAAAAUUACCGCAAAUUCCAUAUCAGAUGUCAUUAAAAGUUUAGGCGAAACAUACAUUCAUACGGAACCCAUAUUAAGGCCAGAGAUGGAAACGUGUCAUAACUGCCAAUCACUUCAGAAUAUAGUGAAAGAGAAUGAGAAUUCAAUAAAAGGCGAAUCCAUUGCAUCGAUUCCGAUGACUAUUUCAUACCUCAAACUCAUUGAUAGAGUCCGAAGUGCGGGUCCCGGAGCCUCCAAAGAGGAUAUCAUUAAAUUACUUAAGGCUUACAAAAAGAAGAAAGAUGUCGUCUCAUCCAUUCUCGACAUAUUGGCCGGCGCACGAACUGAGCAGUCAUUGGCCGCCGCUUUAGAAUAUCUCAAUCUCCAGAAGAGUGAAGACUUGGAUUUUGGCGAAAGAUUUUUGGUUCAAUUGGCCGCUUCUGUGAUGACCGCCUCUCAGAUGGAGUCCAUAUCUUCGGCCACUGUUUCGGCGGACGAAGUGAUCGAAGAAAUACUCAAACAAACGAAGACAAAGUGGAAGAAUGAGAAACUAAAGCAAACGGCUUUCCUAAUACUCGCUACACUAUUGAGAGCACAUGUAUUCGACCCGAAAAAGACUGACUGUCGAGUAGUUUUACUUCACGCCAUCGGCAACACUGGUCUCAUCAGAGAUGGUGUCUAUCAAUCGAUAAAGAAGUACUCACUCACGAGUGGUAAACGCGAAUCGAUAGCCGCUAUGAAAGCUUUGCGCGAAUGUCUUCAGUUGUCCGGAAGUAAUGAUAAGUUGACGCCUCGACUGAGAAGUCUAUUACUUCGUGUGGUCUACGAUCCGGAACAGGAGACCACUUCCCGAGUGAUAGCCGCAGAACUCAUCUCAAUAUAUCUUAACGAUGAAAAGACCGCCAAAGAGCUGAUCAAACAUUUGCCGACUUUCGGCAAUAACGAGUUGGCGACCAUCAUCUGGAACCGGGCUUUCUCUUCAGCCCCACUGAUCCCUACGGCUCACCACAACUGGCACUUGCAUUCAACCACUUUGAACGGGUCGUCCGCUUCAUUCACCCGAGUAAUGGGCGGAACUAAGAGUACAAACGCUUCCUAUCGGAUACUUAUGGAGCUCUUGAAUAAAGGAAAACUUCUGAAAGAGUCGGCAUUUGAUGUCGAGCUCUCUUCGCCCAACGGUUACUCUCAGCACUUGAUUACUGUCGGGAUGUUUGCCAGAGGUCUACAAUCAUUUGCCGGCGAUUCAGAGGCGGAAACCCCUACUAAUGAAGUGGAAGAAGAACAGACGAUGGCUGGAAUGUCACUGAGAAUAAUGAACAUCCAGUUGAGGCCAUUCACGUUCUUCACGGGCACGGGAGAGCUUAUGGGACACGUCUGGUCGGGAACGGCAUCUGAGCCGACGACCGUAUUUCAGGGAAACUUCUUAUUAGCCGAUUACUGGUCAACGCAUCCGCUGAUCAAUGGACUGAUUGUCGAACAAAGUCUUCGGGGAAUCCUAUCACUAGAUCUGAGCGGAGAAAUACAGAUCUCUUUGUGGAAUCGAAACUCUCAUUCAGUGGUUCACACGAAAGGCUCUCUUCUGUUUCAGGGCUCGCAGACUGUCCUCACGUCCGACCACAAGACCUCCGCAUCCAAACAGUUCUCGUUUGGAGGGAACACUCAAUUGGAUUUCAUCACUGAUUUGGACUUCUAUUCGAGUCCUUUCAAGAUGUGUAUGCAAAUCGAUAGACCAGAGUUCACAUUCAGGCAUAACACCCGAAAGUACGAACGGGUCAACAGCGAGAACCUUCACAAACGUAUUCAUCGGCGGAUAUUUAGUAUACCC